AUGCUCUUCAUGAUUCUCGUCAUCGGCUUUUUGGAGCUUCUCACUAUGCCGUACUUCAAGAGGCUUCUGGUAAUAAUUAUAUUCCGAAGCUCAUGUUAAUGACAAAAUUCCAGAGAAUGGUCCUGCCUCAGGCCAGAAUCGAUUACCUUCACGUCUCGAUGCGCCUGAUCAACGACCUAAUGAAGAAUGUGGCGGUUCUCGAGGAGAAGCUGAAGGACGUCACAGAGUCCGAGAAAGAGCUCCGCGAGCAACUAAAAGCGCUCACCGAUGAACUUCGUCAGGCUCGGCUCAACGAGCAGAACCUGAAAGCGAUGAACGCGGGGAAGGAUGAGCUGCUGCAGGAGGCGAUCGACGCGAAGCUGCAACGGGAGCGGCAAGAAGAGGACUUUACCUUCGAGACGGAUGAGAUCGUCGGCGAGCUAGUGACGGAGGAGCUGAAGAGAAGAGAGCAGUUGCAGCGGGAGACGGAGGCGAGAGAGGCUGAGAAGCAGUUCGACCAGCUCCACGAAGUGUUUGAGACGUUUGAGACCAACUGCGAGUUUGUGGAGAUCCCGCAGAGCUUCUAA
Molecule: messenger RNA, 566 nt
Organism: Caenorhabditis sp. 36 PRJEB53466
Lineage: Eukaryota; Metazoa; Nematoda; Chromadorea; Rhabditida; Rhabditidae
Source: the annotation of a GenBank genome assembly